UUCUCCCCUACCACCCCUCCUUCAUCCCCAUUGCUAUCAAUUCAAAUUACAACAGCUAAUUCUCAGGAGAACAGUAGAAACCCAGUUUCUCUCCUCUUUCCCCUCUGACCCUCCUCCAAUUAAUCUGACUGCAGCGUAAACCUUUGCGGUUUAAUAUUGUGCAACUUCCACAUUUCCCUCGCCCUCCCACCCAGCCCCCUCCCCCACCAAAUUCAGGGGAACUCCCGUUACCGCAGUGCCACCAGCAUUACUCAUUCAUCUCCAUUCAGGCUUUCCUCAGCAUUUAUUAAGGACUCUCUGCUCCAGCCUCUCACUCUCACUCUCCUCCGCUCAAACUCAGCUCACUUGAGAGUCUCCUCCCGCCAGCUGUGGAAAGAACUUUGCGUCUCUCCAGCAAUGCAUCUCCUUGCGAUUCUGUUUUGUGCUCUCUGGUCCGCAGUGUUGGCCGAGAACUCGGAUGAUUAUGACCUCAUGUAUGUGAAUUUGGACAACGAAAUAGACAAUGGACUCCAUCCCACUGAGGACCCCACGCCGUGCGACUGCGGUCAGGAGCACUCGGAAUGGGACAAGCUCUUCAUCAUGCUGGAGAACUCGCAGAUGAGAGAGGGCAUGCUGCUGCAAGCCACGGACAACGUCCUGCGGGGCGAGCUGCAGAGGCUGCGGGAGGAGCUGGGCCGGCUCGCGGAAAGCCUGGCGAGGCCGUGCGCGCCGGGGGCUCCCGCGGAGGCCAGGCUGACCAGUGCUCUGGAUGAGCUGCUGCAGGCGACCCGCGACGCGGGCCGCAGGCUGGCGCGCCUGGAGGGCGCCGAGGCGCAGCGCCCAGAAGAGGCGGGGCGCGCCCUGGCCGCGGUGCUAGAGGAGCUGCGGCAGACGCGAGCCGACCUGCACGCGGUGCAGGGCUGGGCUGCCCGGAGCUGGCUGCCGGCAGGUUGUGAAACAGCUAUUUUAUUCCCAAUGCGUUCCAAGAAGAUUUUUGGAAGCGUGCAUCCAGUGAGACCAAUGAGGCUUGAGUCUUUUAGUGCCUGCAUUUGGGUCAAAGCCACAGAUGUAUUAAACAAAACCAUCCUGUUUUCCUAUGGCACAAAGAGGAAUCCAUAUGAAAUCCAGCUGUAUCUCAGCUACCAAUCCAUAGUGUUUGUGGUGGGUGGAGAGGAGAACAAACUGGUUGCUGAAGCCAUGGUUUCCCUGGGAAGGUGGACCCACCUGUGCGGCACCUGGAAUUCAGAGGAAGGGCUCACAUCCUUGUGGGUAAAUGGUGAACUGGCGGCUACCACUGUUGAGAUGGCCACAGGUCACAUUGUUCCUGAGGGAGGAAUCCUGCAGAUUGGCCAAGAAAAGAAUGGCUGCUGUGUGGGUGGUGGCUUUGAUGAAACAUUAGCCUUCUCUGGGAGACUCACAGGCUUCAAUAUCUGGGAUAGUGUUCUUAGCAAUGAAGAGAUAAGAGAGACCGGAGGAGCAGAGUCUUGUCACAUCCGGGGGAAUAUUGUUGGGUGGGGAGUCACAGAGAUCCAGCCACAUGGAGGAGCUCAGUAUAUUUCAUAAAUGUUGUGAAACUCCACUUGAAGCCAAAGAAAGAAACUCACACUUAAAACACAUGCCAGUUGGGAAGGUCUGAAAACUCAAUGCAUAAUAGGAACACUUGAGACUAAUGAAGGGGAGAGUUGAGACCAAUCUUUAUUUGUACUGGCAAAAUACUGAAUAAACAGUUGAAGGAAAGACAUUGGAAAAAGCUUUUGAGGAUAAUGUUACUAGACUUUAUGCCAUGGUGCUUUCAGUUUAAUGCUGUGUCUCUGUCAGAUAAACUCUCAAAUAAUUAAAAGGACUGUAUUGUUGAACAGAGGGACAAUUGUUUUACUUUUCUUUGGUUAAUUUUGUUUUGGCCAGAGAUGAAUUUUACAUUGGAAGAAUAACAAAAUAAGAUUUGUUGUCCAUUGUUCAUUGUUAUCGGUAUGUACCUUAUUACAAAAAAAAGAUGAAAACAUAUUUAUACUACAAGGUGACUUAACAACUAUAAAUGUAGUUUAUGUGUUAUAAUCGAAUGUCACUUUUUUGAGAAGAUAGUCAUAUAAGUUAUAUUGCAAAAGGGAUUUGUAUUAAUUUUAUUAAGAUUAUUUUUGUAAAGCUCUACUGUAAAUAAAAUAUUUUAUAAAACUA
Messenger RNA from Gorilla gorilla gorilla (western lowland gorilla), 2154 nucleotides. RefSeq names its product pentraxin 3 (gene PTX3). The record is from RefSeq and is a predicted model, not a curated record. Lineage: Eukaryota; Metazoa; Chordata; Mammalia; Primates; Hominidae. The transcript has 3 exons. Gene Ontology annotation, biological process: innate immune response; host-mediated suppression of viral proces. The coding region runs from base 397 to 1542 and encodes 381 amino acids. Gene Ontology annotation, molecular function: complement component C1q complex binding.